Messenger RNA from Quercus lobata, 1641 nucleotides. Its product is annotated as transcription initiation factor IIF subunit alpha-like. The record is from RefSeq and is a predicted model, not a curated record. Bases 69 to 1142 code for a protein of 357 amino acids. Gene Ontology annotation, biological process: transcription initiation at RNA polymerase II promoter; positive regulation of transcription elongation by RNA polymerase II. Gene Ontology annotation, molecular function: RNA polymerase II general transcription initiation factor activity; TFIIF-class transcription factor complex binding; DNA binding. NCBI's taxonomy places the organism in Eukaryota, Viridiplantae, Streptophyta, Magnoliopsida, Fagales, Fagaceae. The transcript has 6 exons. Gene Ontology annotation, cellular component: transcription factor TFIIF complex; nucleus.
UCUUUAGGUACAACUUUAACAAGGUUGCACAGUAUAAGCAACUUACGCUGGAGGAAGCAGAAGAAAAGAUGAAGAAUAGGAAAAAGACUGCUGAUGGAUAUGAACGAUGGAUGAUGAAAGCUGCAAAUAAUGGAGCUGCUGCAUUUGGUGAAGUGGAGAGGUUUGAUGACAAGGAGAGUGGUGUGGCUGGUGGGAGGGGACGUAAAAAAACAACUGGUGAUGAAGAAGAAGGUAAUGUUUCAGAUAAAGGGGAGGAGGAUGAAGAAGAAGAGGCAGCAAGGAAGAAUCGAUUGGGACUCAACAAAAGAGAAGGUGACGAUGAUGAGGAAGGUCCAAGGGGUGGUGAUCUUGAUUUGGAUGAUGAUGAUAUUGAAAAGGGUGAUGAUUGGGAGCAUGAAGAAAUUUUCACUGAUGAUGAUGAAGCAGUUGGUAAUGAUCCUGAGGAAAGAGAAGAAUUGGCCCCUGAAGUUCCUGCUCCUCCAGAAAUUAAGCAGGAUGAAGAGGACGAGGAUGAAGAUAAUGAAGAAGAGGGUGGACUGAGUAAAUCUGGAAAAGAGUUGAAGAAGCUACUUGGGCGAACUGGUGGGCUGAAUGAUUCAGAUGCUGAGGAUGAUGAUGAUGAUGAGGAUAUCGAUGAUGAUAUUGGCCUUUCCCCUGUGCUGGCUCCAAAGCAGAAGGAUGCACCUAAAGAGGAACCUGCUGAAAACAGUCCUUUAAAAACGGCGCCUUCUGGACCUGCUAAGGGAACCCCAUCUAGCUCCAAGUCUUCGAAGUCUAAGAGAAAAUUGAAUGGGGAUGAUGCAAAAGCAACAAAUGGUGCACCUCCAAAGAAGGAACUAAAAUCUUCUGUAAAAGAAGAAAAUGUUCCUACUUCUAAAAGUACUGUGCCUUCAAAAGGAACACCAUCAUCAUCAUCAAAAUCUGCUUCAACAUCAUCUGCUGGGCCUGUCACUGAAGACGAAAUCAGGGCUGUUUUAAUGCAAAAGACACCAGUGACAACUCAGGAUCUUGUUGCUAAUUUUAAGGCAAGAUUAAGAUCACCAGAGGACAAGAACGCAUUUGCUGCCAUCCUGAGGAAAAUUUCUAAGAUACAGAAGUCAAAUGGAUCCAAGUCUAACUAUGUUGUUUUGAGAGAGAAAUGAUUGGAUCCAUCCAUGUACAUCUGCUUUUAAGUGAGCUGGUAUUCGCCCCUUCCUCCUACCCCAACUACUUUAACAAUCUCUUAAAUGUGUUCUUAAUUCUUCUAUAUAUGGUGGAGGAUAAACAAAAACUUUUGCAGAUAUUCUGACGAAAAUUUCUAAGAUAUACAGGACAAAUGGAUAUGACUGUUGUUUUGAGCGAGAGAUGAUUGAGUCCAUUUGCUUUUCGUUGCUUCCCGCCAGCCAAUUUCCCCAAAUCCAACAAUGUCAUUUCUAACAAAACCCUAUCCGGCUAUCACAACCUUCCUCACCCCUUUCUCCAAAAAAAAUAAAAAAUCCUAGUCAUGCAAGGAGGUUGUUUUGUAUAAGAUCCAUUUUAGAAUCAAAAGUUGUGUCAAAAUUAUGGAGGAUAAAUAUUGGGUUACUUUGUACUGAUAUAUGGUAUCUCGGAUCUGUAUGCAUUUACAAAACUGUAAAGGUGGAGCCUAAUGAGCUUUGGAUA